CAAACACCUCCACCAUGGGCAAGAUUGUGUUCUACGAGGAUAAGAGCUUCCAGGGCCGGCGCUAUGAGUGCGACAGCGACUGCUCCGACUUCCACGCCUACCUGAGCCGCUGCAACUCCAUCCGGGUGGAGAGCGGCGCCUGGGUGCUGUACGAGAGGCCCAACUUCAUGGGGCACCAGUACGUUCUGACCCGGGGGGAGUACCCCGACUACCAGCGCUGGAUGGGCCUCAACGACCGCCUCAGCUCCUGCAAGAUGGUCCACUUCACCGGGGGGUCUCAGUAUAAGAUCCAGCUGUAUGAGAAGCCAGAUUUCGGGGGCCAGGCCUUUGAGGGUUCAGACGACUGCCCCUCGCUGCUGGAGAAGAUCCGCUGGAGGGAGGUGAACUCGUGCAAGGUCCUGGACGGAUGGUGGGUUUUCUACGAACACCCAAACUACCGCGGGCGCCAGUACUUCCUGGAGAAGGGGGAGUACCGUAAGCACGGAGACUGGGGGGCCGCGAGUCCCACGGUGCAGAGCUUCAGGCGCUUCACUGAAUGAUUUC
This is a messenger RNA of Gymnodraco acuticeps, 543 nucleotides long. Its product is annotated as gamma-crystallin S-like. The transcript is spliced from 3 exons. Lineage: Eukaryota; Metazoa; Chordata; Actinopteri; Perciformes; Bathydraconidae. The record is from RefSeq and is a predicted model, not a curated record. Gene Ontology annotation, molecular function: structural constituent of eye lens. Bases 15 to 539 code for a protein of 174 amino acids. Gene Ontology annotation, biological process: visual perception; lens development in camera-type eye.